Molecule: messenger RNA, 1810 nt
Organism: Branchiostoma belcheri (Belcher's lancelet)
Lineage: Eukaryota; Metazoa; Chordata; Leptocardii; Amphioxiformes; Branchiostomatidae
Product: mannose-P-dolichol utilization defect 1 protein-like
Exons: 6
Coding region: 29-763 (244 amino acids)
Biological process (GO): oligosaccharide biosynthetic process
Source: RefSeq, a predicted model, not a curated record
GCGCCCUUUGACCUUUCACCAGGUGAACAUGGCGGCUUCGUGGGUUCCAGCGUGGCUCGAGUCUCUCCUUCUCUUCCUCAUUCCGCACUCCUGCAUAGAGGAGCUGCUCGUCAACUUCAACAUCUUUCACGUUGAGUGCCUGAAGAUCCUGAUCAGCAAAGUUCUUGGCUAUGGCAUCAUUUUGGGUUCCUCCAUCGUUAAGGUUCCGCAGGUGAUAAAGAUCGUGUUAGCGAGGAGUGCGGAGGGGAUCAGUAUCUACGGCGUGCUGCUGGAACUAACCGCCAUCACAAACACACUGGCGUACUCCUACGCUAACAAGUACCCCUUCAGUGCCUAUGGUGAGGCCCUGUUCAUGCUGUUCCAGACAGCAGCCAUUGCCUUCAUGGUUCUGUACUUCCAGGGAAAACAUGCAGCAGCUGUUGGCUUCCUGGGUUGUUACGCUGCUAUCCUGUCGUACCUGCUAUCAGGGAUGGCUCCAAUGUCCCUCCUGGCUACACUCCACGCUUCCGGCAUGCCUGUAGUCCUCGUCAGUAAGAUGAUUCAAGCCAUCGCCAACUAUCGCCAGGGUCACACCGGUCAGCUGUCAGCCAUCACGGUGUUCCUCCUGACGCUGGGGUCCGUGGCACGAAUCUUCACGUCGUACCAGGAGACCGGCGACUCUCUCCUCAUCAUGACCUACGUCGUAUCCUCAGCUGCCAACGCGCUGAUAGCUUUACAGAUGGUCUGGUACUGGAACGUAUCCCAGAAGCCCAAAGCAGAGUGACCUCUGACCUAUCGCGGAUUGUCCUGGAAAGUUUCCCAACAGAAAUCAUUGACCAGAAGAAAAUAUUUUCCAGUUUUCCAAUGUUUUAUUCUCACUUUUCUAGAAACUUUCUCAAUACAACAAUCCUAAUUUUGAGACUUUACAAUGGACAAUGACACUUGUGUCAGGUGAAGGUUUGUAGUUUCACUCAUCAAAAUUAGAUAAUUUCUUAUAAGAUGGAAACUGUCAAAUUAUCCUCCUGUGAAUAGCUAUUUUAAAAACAGAACCAAACUUGGAUAGGUUUUUUUCUCUGAAAUUGAAAAUGUCAUUGAGGCUCUUUCAAAGCUUGAAAUAUUUUAGUGUUUCUCAUUCUUCUCAAAUGGCCUAAAAUUUCCCUCAUUCUUGUGGAUUCCUAGGUGUUCAUUUGAUUUUUAGACUUUUGACUUUUAUAGCAAACUUUCAGUAACUGUAUCUUCUACGAUCAAUGAAUGAAUUUCACACACGCAUUGGUCACUUACCAGCAGUCGGACAGUUUCUGUUUGUCAAAGAGAAACAAACAAACAAAAAAACAUAAUAUUAAUAAUGUAGACAACAUUUCAUUUGAGAUGAAGGCAUCUAUUUUAAAGCAGUAACUAAGGAAAGUUUUUGUUUUCUCCAGUGAAAAGAUGAUUACUUGGCACUUUCUCCUUUAGUCCUAUUAAUCUGAAAACUUUGAAAAUGAUUCCUGUGGCAAGAAUGUAACUUGUGACAAUGAGAUUGCAGAAAUAUUUCUGUUAUCGAUGAUGGUAUAGUUAAGACAUUGUUAUGACAAGUAUUUUCUCGAGAAUUCAUUGAUCAAAAUAUAUUUGUAUAGUUAGAUUACUAAGUGCCAGAUUGUAUGGUGAACAAUUUAACUUAAUUCGUAGAAUUGACCAUGUUUUAACUCAGGGCACAUGUCAAAGGUAACAUACUGAAAAUGAAAAUGUUAAUUGUGUCAUAAGUCAGUGAACAUGUGGUGUGUAUAUACCACAUUUUUAGAUAGUUACUUAAUUGAUUAAGCUUUAAAGAUUUACCUGAAUUGACUUGAAA